AUGCCUGAGGAAUGCAUAGAACCGGAUUCGGAAUUCGAGAGUAAUUUAGUGAAUACGGUUUCUUACAUGGUGAGUAUGAUGAUACAGGUGGCGACGUUUGCGGUGAAUUACAUGGGGCAUCCGUUUAAUCAGAGUAUUAGCGAGAAUAAACCGUUUAAGAUUGCGCUUUUGGGAGCGGUUGUGUUUUUUACAGUGAUUGCUUCGGAUUUGUUUCGGGAUUUGAAUGAUUGGUUGAAGUUGGUGCCGUUGCCAAGGGAGUUGAGGGAUAAGCUUUUGAUUUGGGCGGUUUUGAUGUUUGUUGGGUGUUAUAGUUGGGAAAGGGUUUUUUUUUCAAUAUUUUGGAGUUUUGGUUGGGGGCUGGGCAUCACCUGGAAAAAAGAAAGAAAAGAUAAUAGAAGGAGAUUCUUGUGUGUAGCUGCGACUUAUCUCCCCAAAAUUGAAGAACAAAAAGAUGAUGAAUGA
Molecule: messenger RNA, 462 nt
Organism: Lactuca saligna
Lineage: Eukaryota; Viridiplantae; Streptophyta; Magnoliopsida; Asterales; Asteraceae
Source: the annotation of a GenBank genome assembly